CUUUUAAGGGGUUCUGCGCAACACCCUUAAGUAAAUCCCUAAGCUAAAGAAAAAUGAAACCUUAACUGUCAUACUUAAGGGGACAACUUAAGGUGUUUUAUGCAACUGGCCCUGGCCAGCCUGCUCCUAUAAUUACGGCGAGUCGUUACCGCUUAUCACAAGAUCAUAGGCGCCGAAAAUUCAACAAAUAAAGAAAACGAAAGCAGUAGGUGUAUUGAUAUUCAUAGGACCAUGUCUUUCGCCAUAUUGUAGAUAUUCUUAGAUCACGGAAUGUUACUGAUUGUGAACAUGUUUGCACGUCUGUUUAUGUUUAUUGUUAAAUAUCUAGAUUGGGCGACAUGAAAAAUGUGACUGUCUUGUAGACUGCUAUUGUACAGCUAUUGUAUUGAACUUCACAAUGUUAUAAGAUUUAUUCCUGCAUGUAAGCCUAUAUUUCUGCAUAGACUUUGUACAAAGACUAGCUCCUGCCCCGCAAGCAUGUAGUACUAACGAUAUCUUUUUUUUUUCUGAAGAGCAGCAAUUUGAUUGGGCAUGUAGACGGUUUCAGUUUCAUUUUUCUGUAAACUGCGGCAACAUUUUUCUAGAGCAAGGUCAAUGAUUACUAAAGGAAGUAUGUGUUUGGUUCCCAUGAAGCUAGUACAAUGUUGUAUUGUAUUACGAAAGUGUCAUUCUAUGUUUUAGUUCCCAAAAAGUAAUCUUUAUGAAUUUUUCCUGAGGUCUACAAUAAAGUUUCACAUAUGUUUUAGUUUCCCCGAAAUCUGCACAGGGGACAACCGCAGUUUCACAUGCUUGAGCUGGAAGACAAACCAGUGUCAGGAAGCUGAGUUCACUUUGAUGAUUUCACAGCUCUGUCUGCAUCACUCAGUGACAGACACUAUGGGAAGUCACAAAGGCUGGUGUAUGUUAUAGGAUGGUUGCACGCAAUAACCUGGAAGGCAACUCGGUGACAACAGAAAGCAGAGCAAGUACAGAACAUCCCCAUCAGAACAGGCAGAACCAGCAUACAGCCCUCAGCCAGGAGAACUGGAGCCGGUUCCGAUCCUUCAGAAACGACGAAUACAAAAUCAUCACUAUGACAACCACCAUGCUAGAGAGAAGUGGUUUCUACUGGGGUUCGAUGACGGCAGAAGAGGCCCAUAGCAGACUGAAGCAGGAAUCGCGGGGAACAUUCCUGAUCCGGGACAGUAGCCAAAAAGAUAUCUUGUUCACGCUCAGCUAUCGGGCCCCGGCGGGACCAAUGAGUGUUCGGAUUAAAUUCCAUGAAUCGCUUUUCAGCCUGGUGGGGAGUCAUAAGUCCUUUGUAUCUCUCUUCAAACUGUUGGAACAUUACAUUGCAUCACCCAAGAAGUAUCUUAUCAGGCCGUAUCGGAAAACCAGAGUGCAACCACUCCAAGAACUUUGCCGGAAGAGGAUCAUUGAGACGUGUGGUGAGGAGAAGAUAGAUCUCAUCCCUGUAAAUCCAGUCCUGAAGGAAUACUUGAACUCUUUUCCUUAUCGGAUUUAAAUACAUAUCUAAACGCAUUAAAGCUGUUGCUUUGAGAUAUGGAAGACACUUUAAAUUGCAUUGAUGUUCUAGUAUAAUAUUAUAAUUAAUUAUUUUUGUAGCCAAGUAAAAUAGAACAUUAUUUGUAUACUUGAACACUGUCAAUACCAUAGAAUUUUUACACUAUGUACUGUAUGGGCAUGAGCUCUGACUGAAAUUUAUCUGCUAUGCAGAUUCCAUAUAACAUUACACACAAUAAAUUGUGUUGAACCAUCAAAA
Brienomyrus brachyistius is the source of this 1762-nucleotide messenger RNA. Its product is annotated as suppressor of cytokine signaling 1-like. The transcript has 3 exons. The coding region runs from base 911 to 1504 and encodes 197 amino acids. The record is from RefSeq and is a predicted model, not a curated record. NCBI's taxonomy places the organism in Eukaryota, Metazoa, Chordata, Actinopteri, Osteoglossiformes, Mormyridae. Gene Ontology annotation, biological process: intracellular signal transduction; phosphatidylinositol phosphate biosynthetic process. Gene Ontology annotation, molecular function: 1-phosphatidylinositol-3-kinase regulator activity. Gene Ontology annotation, cellular component: phosphatidylinositol 3-kinase complex.